Raphanus sativus (radish) is the source of this 1985-nucleotide messenger RNA. RefSeq names its product DEAD-box ATP-dependent RNA helicase 51. Gene Ontology annotation, molecular function: ATP binding; nucleic acid binding; RNA helicase activity. The record is from RefSeq and is a predicted model, not a curated record. Gene Ontology annotation, biological process: maturation of LSU-rRNA from tricistronic rRNA transcript (SSU-rRNA, 5.8S rRNA, LSU-rRNA). NCBI's taxonomy places the organism in Eukaryota, Viridiplantae, Streptophyta, Magnoliopsida, Brassicales, Brassicaceae. Bases 166 to 1881 code for a protein of 571 amino acids. The transcript has 13 exons. Gene Ontology annotation, cellular component: nucleolus.
CAAACCCAAACAUAAAAUUCCUAAUUCGAAACUUGCUAUAAGACCACACUCGUUUAAACCUUAAACCCUUUCUUAAGUCUCUGCGCCGCCUUCAUAUAUCUCUCUCUCAAUUCUCUUCGCUACCGCAUCCUUCGAGUCGUUUCGUUUCUUACAUAGAACUCAGACAUGGUUGAGGUGGAGAAGAAUUCCAGUGACGAGGUGAAGAAGAGGAUAAGAAAGCGAAACCGUGGGAAGAAGAACGACAAGCAGCAAAGGGCUGAGGAAGAAGAAACCCACAACGUAGUGGAGGAGAAAGCAGAUGAAGUCCAGAACAAGAGAAAAAAGAAGGUUAAGAAAGUGAAGUCGCAGGGAGGAGACAAACCUGAGGAAGAGGUGGUGGAAGCAAAGGAAGAAGAUGAAGAGAAGAAGAUGGUGGUUGUUGGGAAAGGGAUAAUGACUAAUGAGACUUUUGAAUCACUAGAGUUAUCAGAGCAGACUUCCGAAGCUAUCAAGACGAUGGGCUUUGAGCACAUGACCCAAAUUCAAGCUGGUUCUAUUCCUCCCCUUUUGGAGGGAAAAGAUGUUCUUGGUGCUGCCAGGACUGGUUCUGGUAAAACCCUUGCUUUCCUCAUACCGGCUGUAGAGUUGCUCUUUAAAGAGCGUUUCUCUCCUCGCAACGGGACUGGUGUCAUCGUUAUCUGCCCCACAAGAGAACUUGCUAUCCAGACAAAAAAGGUGGCGGAGGAGCUACUCAAGCAUCAUUCACUGACGGUCAGCAUGGUUAUUGGUGGCAAUAACAGAAGGACAGAAGCACAACGUAUUGCGAAUGGUUCAAAUUUGCUGAUAGCAACUCCUGGCCGUCUUCUUGAUCAUCUUCAACAUACAAAAGGUUUCAUUUAUAAACACCUCAAGUGCCUUGUUAUUGAUGAAGCUGAUAGGAUACUGGAAGAAAAUUUUGAGGAAGACGUGAAUAAGAUUCUAAAGAUUCUACCAAAGACUAGGCAAACCGCACUAUUCUCUGCCACCCAAACCUCCAAGGUUCAAGAUCUUGCCCGGGUAUCACUGACAUCUCCUGUUCUUGUUGAUGUCGAUGAUGGUAGACGCAAGGUGACAAAUGAAGGAUUGGAGCAAGGGUAUUGUGUUGUUCCGAUCGAGAAAAGACUUCUCCUUCUAAUCUCUUUUCUGAAAAAGAACCUAAACAAGAAAAUAAUGGUCUUCUUCUCGACUUGCAAGUCGGUGCAAUUCCAUGCCGAGAUCAUGAAACUAAUCAACGUGGAUAGCUGUGACAUCCAUGGAGGACUGGAUCAGAACCGAAGAACCAAAACCUUUUUCGACUUUAUGAAAGCAGAGAAAGGUAUCUUGUUGUGUACUGAUGUUGCUGCUCGUGGUCUCGAUAUUCCUUCCGUGGAUUGGAUUGUACAGUAUGAUCCUCCAGACAAGCCAACGGAAUAUAUUCAUAGGGUUGGUCGAACAGCCCGUGGAGAAGGAGCAAAAGGAAAGGCAUUGCUUUUCUUGAUCCCUAAAGAGCUUCAGUUUAUUCGUUACCUUAAGGCUGCAAAAGUACCUGUGAAAGAGCUUGUGUUCAAUGAGAAAAAGCUUUUGGAUGUUCGAUCUGCUCUGGAGAAAUAUGUUGCCGAAAACUAUAAUCUGAACAAGAUAGCCAAGGAAGCAUACAGGGCUUAUAUCGCAGCAUACAAGUCGCACUCUCUGAAAGACAUCUUUAAUGUUCACCCACUUGAUCUUCAGGCGGUUGCUCUAUCGUUCUGUUUCUCUUCACCGCCAAAAGUUCCUCUGAACAUAGAAAGUGGAGCUGGGAAGGUGAGGAAGGCGAGGAAUCAGCAAGGUCGCUUCUCUCCUUACUCUCCCUAUGGCAAAGCAAAGUCCACACCUAAAAAGGCAUGAAGCGUCUCAAAACUGCCUUUUUGUUUUACUAUUUAGAGGAUGAGUUUAGGAAGUAAAGUAUUUUAAUAUUUUUAUUGAUUAAUAAACUAUUUUGAGAGUUUUUA